Messenger RNA from Polistes canadensis, 1500 nucleotides. Its product is annotated as venom acid phosphatase Acph-1-like. Bases 178 to 1395 code for a protein of 405 amino acids. Gene Ontology annotation, molecular function: phosphatase activity. NCBI's taxonomy places the organism in Eukaryota, Metazoa, Arthropoda, Insecta, Hymenoptera, Vespidae. The record is from RefSeq and is a predicted model, not a curated record. The transcript has 7 exons. Gene Ontology annotation, biological process: dephosphorylation.
GUAGUCGGUUUAAAGCUGUUCCUUCGGUACGACCGUCUUCUCUAUAUUAUAAGAAGUUUCAAUAAUUUUAUCUCUGUCUUAAGUUAGUGUCAAAACUGGAAGGAUCAGGCUGAGACUCUGCUCUACACUGUUACUUAAAUCGUAAUACUUAAAUCCGUAAGCCUAAAUUGAAAUAAAAUGAUUUCAAAUCUAUACACCAUGAGGUAUUCCAUUGUUUUAUUUAUUAGUGUUAUGGUGACGUUCAUCUGUGCAUCAAAAAAUGACGAUUUCGAGUUAAAAUUGUUAAACGUAUUAUUUAGACAUGGAGAUCGAACGCCUGAUGACAGUCGAUUUGAAAAAUAUCCAAAUGAUCCUUACUUAAAUUAUAGUUUUUAUCCGAUGGGUAGAGGACAAUUAACAAAAAUAGGCAUGCAACGAGAAUUUAGAUUAGGUGAAUUUCUUCGAAAAAGAUACGACGAUUAUUUCAGUACGAUUUAUAUUCCAAAAACUAUCGAAGCUAAAAGUUCUGAUUACGAUAGAACAAAAGCAUCUUUACAACUCGUCCUAGCAGGACUAUUUCCAGCUAAAGGUAUUCAAAUAUGGAAUCCUAAAUUAAGGUGGCAACCGAUUCCUACGAAAUAUAAUUCAAGAGUCAAUGAUAAUCUUUUUCUCGCAGACGAGUGUCCUCGAUAUUUAGACGAAUACAACAAAGUGUUGGAAUCUUCCGAAUUUAAACAAGAAAGUGAACAAUACAAAGACUUGCAAAUUGAACUAACUAAAUAUACUGGAAAAAAUAUUUCCACUCCUUGGGAUAUUUAUUAUAUGUAUCAUACUUUAAUGGCAGAGUAUUCUAUGGGUCUUCCUUUACCUGCUUGGACGAAACCAUUAUUUCCGAAUGGUAGACUUUAUAAUGGCACUCUUUAUGCUUAUAAGAUUGCCAAUUAUAAUAAAUCAUUAAGAAAAUUAUACGGAGGAGCCAUGCUUAAAGAAUUUAUAAAGAAUAUAGUUGGAUAUGUAAAUGGCACUUUUGAAACGGAUAAGAAAUUGUUUUUAUAUAGUGGUCACGAAACAAAUAUUGCCAGUUUAUUGUAUAGUUUGAAUAUAUUUAAACCACAUGUUCCUGCAUAUUCCAGUAGCAUUUUUAUGGAACUUUUGUACAAUGAAGGAUUAUAUUAUGUCAGAGUAUUACAUUAUCUGGGAAUUCCACUCCAGCUUGAAGUACUUCAACUUCCAGGUUGUGAAGACAUAUGUCCGUUAGAUAAAUUUUUUCAAUUGACUAUUGACGAGGUACCUUCAGACGAAGAUAUGGUUUGUGAUAAAACACAAACUGCAGAUUAUGCUGAUCAAAAGUAUGAUCCUAAUAGGAGUACAUAUUUAUAUAAUUAUAUAAAAAAUUAUAAUAAUAACAAGUUGUGAGAUAAAUCUAUAUUGUUCAAAGUAAUUUAAUGAUAUAUAGUAAAGUAUCUUUGGUAUUAUCCGAAAAUUAGUUUUAUGCGUUAAUAAAUACGAAUUUCUUGUUUA